AACAUAUUUAAAAAUAAAACAAAUCGGAGAGGAAGUCGCUUUUAUGCAUAAUUACCGAUAUUUCUAAUCGAAAAAUCCGAUAAAAGAGUAACAAACGGAUAUUUCCGAUUAGUCUUCAACGGUUUUUUUUCCAAUCACGUUUAUCGGAAAUAUCCGUUUGUUACUCUUUCAUCGGAUUUUCCGAUUAGAUUAGGCCCGGAUUUUUCUCUCAGUGUGAGAUUUUGUAAGUAAUAUCAUUUAGUGUCGUUUCUAUAGUAUUAAACAUAAUAUAUUUUUAGUAUUAUACAUAACAUAUGUACAGGGUGUUUACCGGGAACCGCAUGUUUUUGUAUUGGGUAGUACACGGCAAGUAGUGGGGGGAUGGCGGUUGGGAAGGUCCUAUUGUGUAGAGGGGAGUUGGAAGUUUCAGUUACACUCAAAAUGUGGGACCUUGAGCACCGCACUUUUGUUAUGAGACGGUUUUACGCUAACGGUGAGUCCGUGACCCAAACCCAACGAGGCUUUCGCCGGCACUUCAAUGUUCCGCCGCGUGGGCCGAUUCCGGAUCGUAACACAAUUUUGAGGUGGAUGCAAAAACCACGCACAUUACCAGAGUUGAAGGAAGCCAUCCGAAGAGAAAUCCAAGCCAUUCCACGAGAAAUGUUACAAGAUUCAAUGCGUAACUUCAGGGAACGUCUGGAAACAUGUGUUCAAUCGGAAGGGCACCAUCUACGCGAUGUUAUUUUUGCUACUUAAUUUUUUGUAAGAUUGUCUUAAAAUUCCGAGUUGGUAGAACACAUUGUUUAAAAAAAAUACAUUUUGGUUCAAAAUUUAAAAAAUUGUGGCUUUUUUAAAACCAUGCGAUUCCCGGUAAACACCCUGUAUAUGUUUUUAUGUUGCAGAUGUCUUAUUUGUUUAAAGUUUGGUCGGCCAGUAGAAAACAAGAAAUCUCAUUAGUAAUCAAUCAAUCUGACAACAUGUUAUCUGAACUUAUUACCAAAAGUAAUAACAAGCUUGGUAUUAAUGGUUCUAUUCUUGUCAUGGAGAAGGAUGGUACAAUUGUCGACGAUAAUGAUGUUUUAAAGUUUUGUUCUGGCGAAAUUUUUAUGUUAUUGCAAGCAGAAGAAGUUUGGCCAUCUCAAAAUGAAACGGAAUUUAUACAUUGUGAGAUGUGGAUACCAAAUCCCCUCUC
Molecule: messenger RNA, 1171 nt
Organism: Vollenhovia emeryi
Lineage: Eukaryota; Metazoa; Arthropoda; Insecta; Hymenoptera; Formicidae
Exons: 1
Coding region: 361-735 (124 amino acids)
Molecular function (GO): nucleic acid binding
Source: RefSeq, a predicted model, not a curated record